Messenger RNA from Ilex paraguariensis (yerba mate), 1698 nucleotides. Lineage: Eukaryota; Viridiplantae; Streptophyta; Magnoliopsida; Aquifoliales; Aquifoliaceae. The record is from the annotation of a GenBank genome assembly.
AUGGAUGAUGAUGUGGUGCAGCGUGUUUUCGAAGAAGGUGGUCGUGAUUACUAUCAACAACAACCCUCCACCUCUUCCUCUUCUUCCUCCAUCCUCCAGUCUCUACCUCUUCACGUGUCUUUUGAUCAUGGUUACUACUUGUUGGUAAAAUCUAUUCAAGAACUCAGAUCGAAGAAAGAGGGUAUUGUAACAGUUGCCAUUGGUGGUCCGAGUGGGUCCGGUAAAACAAGUUUAGCAGAGAAGGUAAUGUCUGUGCUUGGUUGUGCCGUUGUAUCAAUGGAGAACUAUCGCACUGGUGUUGAUGAUGGGAACGUUUUGGAUUCAAUUGAUUUUGAUCUCCUAGUUCAAAACCUUGAGGAUUUGAUAAAUGGUCAAGAUACAUCGACCCCAGUGUUCGAUUUCCAACUAAAAAGACGCAUUGGCUCUAAAGAGAUAAAGAGUACUUCAUCUGGGGUGGUGAUAGUUGAUGGUACCUAUGCGUUGCAUGCAAGAUUGCGCUCUUUGCUAGAUAUUCGAGUUGCAGUGGUUGGUGGUGUUCAUUUUAGUCUUCUUUCCAAAGUUCAAUAUGAUAUUGGAGAAUCUUGUUCGUUGGACUACCUCAUUGACAGCAUUUUUCCAUUGUUCAGAAAGCACAUUGAGCCAGAUCUUCAUCAUGCGCAGAUCCGAAUUAACAACAGUUUUGUUUCAUCAUUUAGAGAGCCAAUCUACAAGCUCAAAUGCAAAAGUGAGUCACAAGGUGAACAUUCAGCCUAUACUUUUCAUGGGAAGAAGGCACAGUUGGAUAAUUUCAUUGAGAUGUACCUAAGGCCUCCAUCUGCAAGUGAAGAAGCACGAAUAAAUGACUGGAUUAAGGUGCGACAAUCUGGUAUCAGAUACUAUCUCUCGCUCGGUGACCAAAGGAUUGUUGACAAGCAUUAUAUUAUUCGGCCAAAAGCUGAAUUUGAGGUCGGACGGAUGACUCUGGGUGGAUUGUUGGCUUUGGGAUAUAGUGUUGUAGUCAGUUAUAAACGGGCAUCUACGUCAGUAAGCGAUGGCAAUCUUUCAAUGUCUCUGGAAACAAUUGAUACUCUUGGCGAGACAUACAUGGUUUUAAGGGGCACAAAUAGGAAAACUGUUGGAGCAGAAGCAUCGAGGAUGGGUAUCAAUGGACCAUGGAUCACUAAAUCAUAUCUCGAAUUGAUUCUGGAGAGCAAAGGUGUACCACGCCUUAACACACCUCCACCUUUGUCUGAUAAAUCUUCGAUUGGCAAUCAGGAACGGUUGAUUGCUGCACCAAAGCCAGUCCGUGUCACUCCAAACCUUGUUAACCGGCUUGAUGAUUUAUCUCAACCAUGGACUCGAUCCCCAACCAAGCUGAAAAUGGAACCUGUAUUAGCGACAUGGCAUUUCAUCUCGUCAGAUCCUCCACAUGCUGAUGGCUCUGUCAUUGAUCCUCCUUCUUUCAGGGAUACCCUGCAGCUUGCUCCAAUGCCUGAUUCAUAUGACUUAGAUAGGGGCUUGCUUCUCUCUGUUCAAGCAAUACAGGCUUUGUUGGAGAACAAGGGUCUCCCAGUUAUAGUCGGAAUUGGCCAUGCAGAGUCUUGUUUUAAGAUGGCUACUCAUAGGAUGAUAGAGUGGGUUCCCAACCUUUCUGCUUUAGGAGAAGAGAAGCUCCGCAUUCAAAAGGAAGACUAUGACCCACCAUUUGAUGAGUCCUAG